AGUCAUGUGUUUGAAUCAUGGACGAUGGGGUUAAAUUGUUCACCGUGGAUGCAUUUACAGCGGUUCCCUUUAAAGGAAACCCUGCUGCUGUUUGUUUGAUCGAAAAUAAUGAUUUAGUUCCAGAUGAUAUGAAACAAAAGAUUGCCACAGAAAUGAACUUGUCAGAAACUGCUUUUGUUUUAAAACUGAUGCCAGAUGAUGAAUUUAAAACAGCAUCAAAAUUUCUUUUGCAAUGGUUCACUCCAACAAAUGAGGUCCCUUUGUGUGGACAUGCAACAUUAGCAUCAGCUGCUGUACUCUUUAACUGUUAUGGAAAUAAAUCAGAAGUUUUAGCUUUUGAGACUCUCAGUGGAACACUUUAUGCUUCUAGACAAGAACAGAAAGUGUUCAUAGACCUUCCUCUGAAUUCUCCAGAACCAAUGAUUCCUGAUGAAAUAGAAAAGCUUUUAGAGUUGACUAUAGGUAAUAAUGUUCCAUACCAAGAUUUGCAGUACUCACACACUACCAAAAAAUUACUCAUAAGGCUGAAAGAUUGUGUUACCAGGAAAGAACUGGAAAAUUUGACUCCUCAAACUGAGCUGAUGGUUGAUGCUGUACCAAGUGGAAAAGUGAAAGGUGUUAUUAUUACUCUUCGUGGUUUCCCUGAAAAUGGCUGUUCUAGUCAAGAUGGAAAGACCUAUGACUUUGUAUCUCGUUAUUUUGCACCUUGGAAUGGAAUUGAUGAGGACCCAGUAACUGGUUCAGCUCACACUGUACUAGGUCCCUACUGGUCUAAAGAACUUAAUAAGACACCUUUAUAUGCUCAUCAAUGCUCAGCAAGAGGAGGAGAUUUGUAUGUGAAUGUUCGAAGUGAUGGAAGAGUGGACAUAGGCGGAGAUGCUGUCAUUGUUCUAAAAGCGAAGCUAUUCUGUCACUAAAGGCUGAUCAUGCUUAAGCAUUGUGAAAUCCAGACCUUGUGUAAUUUUUAAUACAUUUGCAUGUUGAUAUACAAUUGAUGGAGUGGUACAAAUGCUUAUAUCACAAUGUAUCAGAUUCUCAAUUUUUUAAUGCAUUUAAAAGUAGUUGAUAUGAAAUGAAUAUAACACGUUGGAAUUUCAUAGUUUUAUUUAUAGCUAAUCAGACAACAUGUCAAGCUAACUAUAAAGUAAAGUUCAAUAAUUGUAUUACCUUCUUGUUUAACUUGUGUAGUUGUAGUUUUGUUAAGAAGUUCAUAUAGUGAAAAUAACCCUAAUUAUUACUCUGAAUUUUUAAUAAUAGGUAGCACUUUUCUGUACUUCUCAUCUGUUGAGCUGUUUUUCUCUUAUACUGUCAAUGUUUGUUUUGAUAUGAAGUGGUAAUUUUCAGUAAUCAUCUGUUGAUCUAUUAGUGUCUGAUUCUUUCAACCUACUUUCUUUAUAUGUUCAUCAGUUGAAUUGUUUCUAUAUUAUACUCACACCACCUAUUUUAUAUAUAAAUGGUGUUUUUAGUUCUCUUUUACUCACCACAAGGAAACCUAUAUUUAUAUAGGAUUUGCAGAAUAUGUAGCAUUUAUGUUGCUAAUAUAUUCUGAAUUAUUCAGCUGACAAGCUAUUUAAAAUAGUUAAAAAUAGAAGUUCAAUCUAUCAUUUGAUUCAACACUUCUCACUGAGUUAUAUUGGUUUUAGGAUACUAUAUACAGCAUUAGUUUGAGGAGUAUAUUUUACUAAAUUACAACUGUGUGCAUAUAAAAACAACUGUGUUGAACUUGGAGUUAGGUGGCUUUUUAAAACAUCCAUGAAUCCAACUAUAAGUAUUUUGGAACCAAAGUACAAUGCUACAAAUGUGAAGUUGUGCAAUAUUUUUAUAUAUCUGUCUACAUGAAUUUACAAGUAUGUGUAUAUGUGUGAGUAUAUAUAGGGAGAGAGAGCCUUUAACAUUAACAGCUAAAUGUGGUUGCUGUGUUCUGUUUAAUUUUAAUUCAUUCACUAUUUUACACAGAGAAUAUAAUGUCUAUUCUCUAAAGCAUAUUUUUGGGAAUUACCAAAAAAUAUUUGCAGUAUUGCUUUUCUUUUGGGGCAGUUAAUUUUAAAAUAUAUCUAUAUAGCUAUAGUUGCAUCAUUCACCUUAAUUUUUUUUAAUACCUAACUAAAACUAAUUGUGAUCUAGAUUUCUAAAAUAUAAAAACUAGACAAAUGUUAAUAAAAAAAACUCUUCCAAAAAUUCUGAAUAUCCGAGACUGACAUAUUUUGGCAGAUUAUAUAUUCAAGUACUUCUGAAAAAUUGCAGUAUAAACUGUAUGUGUUUUGUGUAAUAAAUGUAAAAACAUUAAAAUUUAUGUUUUGCAUAAAAAAGUAAUAAAUGUAUCUUUAAUA
Limulus polyphemus (Atlantic horseshoe crab) is the source of this 2330-nucleotide messenger RNA. RefSeq names its product phenazine biosynthesis-like domain-containing protein. Gene Ontology annotation, biological process: biosynthetic process. NCBI's taxonomy places the organism in Eukaryota, Metazoa, Arthropoda, Merostomata, Xiphosura, Limulidae. The transcript has 9 exons. The record is from RefSeq and is a predicted model, not a curated record. Gene Ontology annotation, cellular component: cytoplasm. Bases 18 to 917 code for a protein of 299 amino acids. Gene Ontology annotation, molecular function: isomerase activity.